UCGUCAUCUACAUAUUCAUUUCUACACUUUUACCUACUAUUUUUCCUCUUUGGUGAUUUUACUUCUAUAUCAAUUUCUCUAUAAAUCAUCCUCUUCCCCCGCCCCACCCCUCUCUUUCACACACACCGCCUCUUCAUGAUGGCACAAUAUUUCUCUGAAUUCUACCAACAAUCACCAUCAACAUUAGACGUGGCACCGGAAGACGACGAGAUGAGCGUGUUGGACGACAAGAUCCUGGACCCAAAUUCCGAAGACCAUCCCGACAACCGCCGCGCCUCAUACGACGCCCCAGAUGCCUACUCACAUCGGGAUUCCGUCUGGUCCAACUACUCAAAUACCAGCUCCAGCCAGUCGCAGUCAAACUCGCACUCACAAAUCGGGCACGCUAUGCUGAACUCAACAGGUGCCUCGUUCAUGCCCAUCGACGGCCCGCACUCGGCUUCCUACCCGCAGGCAUCGUGGCCCAUGCCGCGCACCGAUUCAGGCUCAUGUACCCCGACCGCGGGCUAUGAUCAUUAUGCUGCUAAUGGAGACCAGAGUGCUAUCGCUCCUUUCUCUGGUGGUGCGGUUGGACCCGUCGGCGCUAUGCCUAUGAACCCCAUGUCGUACCGUGGAGGUAUGGCGUUUGCAACUCCUGGCAGUGUCGCCAUGUCACCGCAAUCAAGCCAGGGCUGGAUGCCGGCGCCUAUGGACCUAGCUGAGGCAGAGUUGCACUCGAAAAAGAGUCCGAGUUACCGGGUUGCAUUUCCGUUGAGGCGGGGAGAUGGGAUUCGGAAGAGGAAUUCCCGCAUUGAAAUCUCCCCCGAACUUAGCUUGGCCAAUAUCGACCAGGCUAUCAGGGAGUGCGUGGAUGAGGAGAAGAAAAAGGAUCUCAAGGCUAACAAACGACUGCUGCGGAAUCGGGAUGCAGCGCUGCAAUCUCGUCAACGCAAGAAGAAGGAAGCCGAGAGUAAUAUUGAGAAGAAUAAGCAACUGGAAGCAAUGGUCAAGCAACUGGAAGCAAUCAUCAAGCAACAUGAAGAGAAUGAGAAGACUCAUAUUAUGAGAAUAAAAGAGGUGGAGUACGAGAAUCACCAGUUGACUGCCUACAAUAGGCAGUUGACAGAGCACAUCCAACACCAGGACAUGGAGCGAGAUGAAACUAUCCUCAGGCACACGCGGGAGACAGCCAAUCUGUUGAAGAGGAACAGCAUGUUGGAGGAGAAAAUUAAACAGCUGGAGCGCGGUGUCAAGCCCGCUCAAGAAAGCCUGUCUGGGGACUUCGCGGGCUUCGAGAACCCCGCCAUGGAAAAUCCCUCAUGGGAUGACUUCUCAAUGGUCACUGGACCUCCCUUGCAACCGGAAUAUGUCCAAGCUCCUCGUCCUCAGGUUAGCCAGCAGGUUAAGGUCCCGGAGAAAUCUACCAACGGAUCAGACCUGCCGAUCAGCUGGAACGCCUUCUACAUGUUCCUGCUUGUCGGUGCCUUCUUCGCCUCCAAGAGUACCUCGCUACCGGGCCGCUCCCUGCCUCAACUCUCCGAAGAGUACCGGGCCGAGUCAGCCAACGUGCUGAAAGCAGUGCUAGCCUCGUCACCCGGCCACGAGCUAACCCACCCCCACUCCAUCAACCACGGGACAACCACCGGACCUGCGCCGGCAACAAUCAGCGGCAUGGAGAUGGCGCAGAUGAGCGCUGUGCAAGCCGUGCCCUCGAAUUUAGACCAGCUGCAUAAUACGCUUGUUAUGCCGACAGAGGAGCAGGAGCGUGAACAGGUGUUCUCAAUGAAUGCGGACCAGUUCAACUCCCUGACAACAUUCGAGGAUGAUAGCGGGGACUUCAAGCCACAGCAGCCAUCCACUCUGCAGCAGGCGUUUGCUGUGAUGCGUGACACUGCCGCGCAGCAGAGUCGCAUGCACUCCGCUUUGUCUUCAGAUGUGUAUUCCAGGUCAUUGAUGUGGGACCGUGUACCCGAAAAGGUUGUUCAGGACUUCCGCCGUAUGGUGCAGGGUCAUGGUUAUGAUACUCCCAUCAAGGAAGAGGGUAUUUUCCACUCUUGAUGCUUUCCUUUCGGGAUUAUUCCUGCGACUCUCAACACGACAAUAUUUCUUCUGAUGCUUUCCUUCUACCUUUCUUGCAUUUCUUGCGACGUCCUGUUUGGGAUUGUUGCUUGAUCUAGCCCUUUUCUUUUCUUCUUUUUUUUCAAAAAUACGGGCCAGCAAUGGCCCUUGAAAUACUAGCGUGCAACGAUAGAUCACGCAACACUUUUUAUUCUUCUUCUUGUUUCUGUAUCUUUUUCAAUGUCUUUUUUUGAGUUCGGUCCUAGGGUCAGGUUCACUCGGGCACAGGGGGCUUUGUUUAGCGAUGUGAUGAUUUUUUAGCGAUUGGCUUCGGAGCGUGUUUCUGUUUCUUGUUUUGACUGAUGGAAGGGGAACUAUAUUAUACGAACGACAGGGUGGGAACCUGAAUUAUGUGUUUAUGUGUACAGACCUGGGAUCCUCUCUGCAAGAUGGAAUAAGAUCUUGGGUAUGGGAUACGAGAAACGAAACGAGUUAUGAAGAAACCUUGCAUGUGGCGAUUGCAUUCAACUGUGCUUAUUAUGACUUGUUUUAUGACCUAUGUUUUAUGUUGUAUGUUACUAUUUAGCGAUCUGGGCUGGGGCAGUGUCAGGCAUUAUGAGGGGAAAUGGGAUGGGAUGAUCUCGUGCUUUCGGGCUGGAUGAACUUGCUUUUUCAUGUUUCCAAAUGUUUUCUUUUUAUUUUCAGCUCCUAGGCCCUGGAAGUCUAAGCCUAGACUCCGGACCAAACUCGCAGGGUUGUUUUAGCCUGAGUGAUUUUGUGCUGAACCCACAAAUGGCUGGCUACAGCGCUAACGAAUGUGACGAAGAGAUGACAGUGUGAUAUCUUACCACGCGAUAUGAACUACUCUUACGAUGUAAUUGCUAUUGUUUAAUUCAU
Penicillium samsonianum is the source of this 2934-nucleotide messenger RNA. RefSeq names its product putative bZIP transcription factor. The transcript is spliced from 2 exons. The coding region runs from base 136 to 2037 and encodes 633 amino acids. The record is from RefSeq and is a predicted model, not a curated record. Gene Ontology annotation, biological process: regulation of DNA-templated transcription. NCBI's taxonomy places the organism in Eukaryota, Fungi, Ascomycota, Eurotiomycetes, Eurotiales, Aspergillaceae. Gene Ontology annotation, molecular function: DNA-binding transcription factor activity.